AUGGUUUUUCAGUUUGAGGACCUGCCUGACCAUUUGUUACUUAAAAUUUUUUCAUACCUCCCGUUAAUUAAAGGUAAAUAUAGCUUGGCACGAGUAAACAAUCGACUUUACGAUUUAUUUGUGAGCCCCCAAGAAUGGAAAAGUUUAUCUUUUGAGUUGACAUUCGUUCCAAGGCCCUUAGUUGGCCAAUAUUAUACUUUACAGCCAUGGGAAAAUUUACUUUUGACAGUAUCAAAUUCCUGGUCUGAUAUCAUAUUGCCGCUAUCUUCUCUACCAGAUUUGCAAUCUUUUUUCUUCUGGAGAGAAGAACCAUCGUUUUUGGCUUUUCUAUGCAACCAGAUCAUGACAGUCGGCCAUGAUGUAGAAAAUUUCUCUUUUAUAUUACCAGAUCAUGUACACAUACAUACUUUUCCAUUUGGGAGAUUCCGUGACGUUGAAAAUUUUGUCGUGCUGAAGAUGGCUCUAGAACAUUGUAACACGUUGAAAAAUUUGAAAAUAACUCUGGGGAAAUGGCUUCCAUUAAACUAUUUUUCAGCAACACUCCCUAUACAAAUAUACGAAGUUAUAAAAAACAUUUUAAAACUUAUCGCUAACAACAGCAAUACUCUUCGAUCAGUCAGUAUUAAUUCAUGGCCUGUCACAUCAGAAGAUAAGCUUUCAAGCAUUCUGAACAACCUCCCUUAUUUACAGAAAUUGUCAAUCUUCCAUCCAAAAAAUUUUCAUCUCACUCAGCUAUCUCUGGAUUCCUCCAUUCCUCAACCUCACCAUGUUGUCCUCUGUGUGCAGCAGCUACAGCACUUAACUUCACUGUCUCUCCAUUGUUUCUGCAUAUCAGCUGAUCUUUUGAGUGAACUGUCACUCGUCAAACCAAGAUUCAACACAAAAGUCUAUCCCCAUUUCACUAAGUUGAGCAUUUUGCUCGUACACGAAGACCAAACUAAAAAUUUCUUCAAUAUAUCUUUAGAAAAAUGGAGAACUCUUCACAAGAGCCAUCAUGACCUCACGAUGCAUCUGUCAAUUGGCAACGAAAUUCCAGAUGAUGUACUAAUGAGUUUCAUGGCAGCUGUCAAAUGUUUCAAAGUUGAAUCUGUAAUAGUCUCUCAGUACGGUGUAUAUAGUAUCGGCUUUAUGAGCAUCUUAUCAGCAGAUUUCAAUAGAUUGAAAUCGUUCACUGAUUACACAGACGGUGCUUCAGAUCUCUCUCUUUUGAUGUCACUUGUAGAGAACUGUCCUCUCCUUGAUGCCCUUGUCUACAAGGGUGAGAUUGAAGAACACUGCAUCCUGAAACUCAUCAAUAUGAGACACUGGAAAAAAUUUAAAAUUAACAUGAGCAAAAUGGUAAUCAAGGCACUUGUCAAAGCUUCUGUCCUUGACAAAGCAGCAGCGACAGCUGAUUCAACUGGUCAGAACAACGAACUCAUAGAACCUAGUAACUACAAACUCCGUAAGGAAGAAGCCCUUAAGAACAUAGACAAGUUUGCCAAAGAAAAUUUGAGAUGUGAGUGGAAUCCUUUUAAGGACGACGCAGGAACACAUUUACACUAA
Molecule: messenger RNA, 1545 nt
Organism: Helobdella robusta
Lineage: Eukaryota; Metazoa; Annelida; Clitellata; Rhynchobdellida; Glossiphoniidae
Exons: 4
Coding region: 1-1545 (514 amino acids)
Molecular function (GO): protein binding
Source: RefSeq, a predicted model, not a curated record